Molecule: messenger RNA, 1251 nt
Organism: Trichosporon asahii var. asahii CBS 2479
Lineage: Eukaryota; Fungi; Basidiomycota; Tremellomycetes; Trichosporonales; Trichosporonaceae
Exons: 3
Coding region: 1-1251 (416 amino acids)
Cellular component (GO): mitochondrion
Molecular function (GO): transaminase activity; pyridoxal phosphate binding
Source: RefSeq, a predicted model, not a curated record
AUGACAGUCACCAAGCCCCUGCCCGACUCUGCCUUCUGGGCGGCCGCCGACUCCAAGCUGAUCCGCUACGGCGGACGAUGGUCCAAGGUCCGCGUCGUCCGCGCAAAGGGCACAUACCUGUAUGACGCCGUGAGUGGCCUUGCAUGCUCUACUGACUUCAGUGGCAACGAGGAGAUCGCUGAGGUCGUGUCGACCUACGUCCGCGAUCUGGACCAUCUCUUCAGCGCGAUGGUUACCGACCCAGUCCUCUCGCUCGCAGACAAGCUCACGGCCAUGCUCCCUGAGGGUCUGGACCGAUGCCUCUUCCUCUCGACCGGCAGCGAGGUCAACGAGCUCGCACUCAAGAUCGCCAAGACGUACACGGGUGGUUUCGAGAUCGUCUCGCUCAGCGCGGGGUACCUUGGUCGCCGAGGCCACGGUCCGCCCAUGCCCGGCCAGCUCGUCUUGCCCGUUCCCUACGCCUACCGCAGCCCCUUCCGCCGCGCCGACGGGAGCCACGACUGGGAGGCCGAGCUGGCAUGGGGCUGGUCCCUCGUCGAUGCGCAGAGCUGCGGUGCCCUCGCCGCUGUCAUCGUCGAGCCGAUCGUCUCGACGGGCGGGCUCAUCGAUCUGCCGCCUGGCUACUUGGCCGCUCUCAAGCGCGGAUGCGAGGAGCGCGGCAUGCUCCUCAUCGUCGACGAGGCGCAGACCGGGCUCGGCCGCACGGGCGCCAUGUUCGCGUUCGAGCGCGACGGCAUCGUCCCCGACAUUCUCACGCUGAGCAAGACGCUCGGCGCCGGUCUUCCCCUCGCGGCCACCAUCACGAGCAAAGCGAUCGAGGAGGAGUGCCACCGCAAGGGCCUCUUCUGGAUCACGACGCACAUGAACGAUCCCCUUGUUUGUGCCGUUGGCGCCAAGGUGUGCGACAUUAUCCAGCGCGACGACCUUCCCGCCGAGGCGAAGCGAAAGGGUGAGAUUCUGAGGGAGGGUCUGCUGGGUUUGCAGCGGAAGUAUCCCCAGAUUGGCGAUGUCAGGGGAAGGGGACUCAUGAUGGGCAUCGAGGUAGUCAAGGACCCGGAGACCAAGGAGCCGGCGGACGAGCUGGGCACAAAGGUUGCAGAGAAGGCGAUGGAGCUGGGCCUGAGCUGUAACAUUGUCCAGAUUAGGGGGCUUGGAGGUACCUUCCGCAUCGCGCCCCCGCUCACGGUCACCGACGAUGAGAUCAGGGAAGGCGUGGAUAUCCUCGACCAGGCUUUCGCCGCGUGCGUUUAG